AUGGCUGUCGCGUUAGGAUUUAAACUUACCCGUGUUAUUGGAUUUCUGGCCGUUUUAAUUACAUUUUCACUACAGAAUGAACCCAAAGAGUGUGAGAACUAUUUUCAGUAUAUGAGACAUCUUCUAGUGCGAUGUUUUAUAAACUCCCCAAAUAACAAAUUAUAUAUGCGUAAUGAUGCAGUCAGUCCUGAACUGGACGGUCCGCAGUGGAUUAUACAAAUACCGGAUGAAGGAGAAGAUAGGGAGAGAGAUGUGUACAAGAUUGGUAUUGCAUGGGAGUAUUUAUUGAAUAGUGGUUACGUAUCAAGAAAUCUAAUGGAAGAACAAAAUAAUUUAACAAUAAAUAUGGUCCAUGGAAACCAUUCAAAUACUGUGCUGUCUAUACAGGUACAACCAGUAUUACCCGAAACUCAGCCAGGUGAACGAACGCUGUCGAACACAUUCCAGUACAAAUACACCGACAUACCAGUUGUGUUCACAGUUCGCGCAUAUGACUACAUCAACAUUACGAUGUCUCUCAGUAACUCAGUUCAUCAACAUAUCCCAAUUCUGAACAUAGGGAAUUCCUGUCCAGGCUGUGUUGAGAUGUGGUCAAGACUCUCAAAAUCCAGCUGUGAUUUUGAAAGCAAUUAUGAUUGCCUAAAUGCGUACUGGAUAUGGAAGACAGAAUCAGAGGAGAACGAAUCAGCCGGACUACAGUGUCAUUCAUUGAACAAUCUCCUGCCCACCAUGGCGCACAGAUACAGUACUUGUUUUGCACCACCAGUUAUCGAUUACGUCACCCCUAGUACAGCUGUUGUUAUUGGUCAGAGUGUAACGUUGAUUUGCACUGCUACUGGCAAACCAACUCCAGAUAUACAUUGGUACAAAGAAGGACAAAUGCUGACAACUUAUUCAAAUUAUUAUCAUGUACCAGAUGUACAGGAAGAACAUCUUGGCAACUAUAUGUGUGUAGCUGAUAGCAUGGUGUCUCGGGUCAACAGCAGUAAUCCUAUUACUAUAAGUUUAUAUGACAAUGAAUGUGCUUUACAUGCUGAGAAAGAAAUGAGGUUUUUAACAGAAUGCAGUCAAGUUGGUGAAGUGAGUGAGCAGAGUGGUGGCCUACCCGGCGUCAUAGUGGUACCACAUGAUACUACAGUCAUGACCAUAAAUAUUGAUAAUACAAUGUUUUAUACACCGAUUGAAGAGUACAGUUACACAGACGAUGGUCACCUUGAUGCUGAUUACGAGUAUAGUACACUUUGUAACUCAGACGAUGGCAAACUUGUUUCAUUUCAAUUGGAGAUCAUUGACAUAACGCAAUUGUACCAGUUUGCCCGACUGACAUCGGCUCCUUUGAACAGUGCUGUGUUGGAUUCCAUCCCGACAACCAGAUCAAUGGUUGGUAACCAAGAUUCAAUAGAAACUACUGUGAGUACAGAAAGCACUUUUACUAGGUUUACAUCGGAAAGAAGUGUUGCACGUACAGGCAUGCAAGGGGAAAGAAGCUCCAUUCAUCCAAUCACUGAGCAACUAACUUUAUCAGAGGUUCACAGCAGUGAAGAGUCUGGAAUUGACGUUGAAUCAAUCGUCUCUGUCUCUGGACAAUUGGUCACUGUUUUGCUGCAAAAUGCUAGCCAGCACUUCACAACAGAAAGCAUGGAAACAGCUAUCAAUAGAGAUGUGAGUAAACACAAUGUCAAUAGUGGAACGAUGGCAUCAAAUGCACCUGAGGUUAGUGACCUCCAAAUACCUGUGAGUGUGAUUGGUUCCCCUGAACAUGUCAUAGAAAACCCAACAAGUCAACCAGGAGCUAAUUCGGACAACGAAGAUGUCGACCGUGAACGAAAAAAACGGGAUGACGACUCUUAUCCACCUAUACCAAGCUACGAAUUCUUGCUCUCCGAGGAAUUUUACAACAUAUAUAUUCCAGCAGAGUGCUCCUCAGAGAAAGUAUCUUUGCGACUAGAAUCAGGACUGAAAAUCUACAAAGGGAACCUUUUGAAAAUAAGGUUGAGUCGUCUCGACGACGGAUCGCUUUAUGAUAAUCAGUGUCAGUCGUGUAUAUCAUUAGAAUAUCGUCAGUUUAAAACAUCUUGUAAUGUUAGUGAAAAUGGUGAUUGUUUAUCGGGUUACUUCCAGUGGAUGAACUCUUUGUCAAGGGUUAAAAAUCAUGGAUGUUCCGGUGUUACUUGGUAUAAUGAUGAAUACCAAGUCUGCCAUAAUGUUCUACCCAACGCCUCUAUUUCGUCGAGUUUGCAAAAUGAUAUACUGCAGCAUGAAUACACCAUUUUAGAAUGUCAGAUCAGUGGUCGUCCAGUACCAACUAUACAAUGGUUUUUAGGUAUGCAGACAGGUAGCUAUCAUAUAAGAUGUUCUGCCUCCAAUAUGUUUGGCACAUCAUGGUCAGAUGCAGUCAUAGUCACUGUGUUCACCGAAGCGUACUGUCCAGCCGAAAAAUUUAAUGGCUUUACAUGGCCAGAAACUAUUGCAGGUCAGCAAGCAGAGUCAUUGGAAAGGUGUCCAGCUGACAAACAAUACAGAGGACAGGAAAUGGCAUCUAGAAAAUGUGCAGGAAACUUUACAAUUGGUGCAUUGUGGGAGGAAGUUGAUGAACAAGACUGUGGUAAAGACAGCAAUAUCAACUUGGUACUAGAACAAUUGAGUGAGGUAGAAAUCACUGAUGAUAAUGUGAAGAGAGUUGCUGAUGAACUAUGUGACUUAACAGAGGAUUUUCUCAACCUGACUGUCGAUGGUGUUUCUGACUCUGCCGAUGUUCUUGUCCAUAUUGUGUCUGGAACAAACAGCUCACUCGUCAGUAAUGAUUUAUUGAACUCUGUUAACAACCUAAUGAACGUGGACCCAGCUGUUUUAGGUGAAAGUCAACAAUCUACGAAAUCAUCCAUAAAGACGUUACAAUCGUUACAAACCUAUCUAGAUGAAGUAGAGAUGAGCACCAGUGAGAAUUCUCUGCAGGAAGUAGCAACGCAUAUUGGAUUCCAAGUAUUGGAGGAUGAUACAUCUUCUUUCUCAAAUGGUGUUGGAUUUGUAUCAAUUGCAGAUGGUUCGUCAUCGACAAACUUCUCUGUAAAAGCUGUAACCAGUCCAGUCGAUAUUGAUGAGAACAUGACUGAUGCUUCCAUUAGACUGCCAGCUAGCAUACUCGAAGACUCGCCCAUUAAUUCCAAGACCAGGUUCACAUUCAUCAUUUUCCAGAGUGCUGCAUUAUUCCAGUCAUCUAUUUCUUCCUCAUCAGCCAAUAAUGACUUGGUUACCAUGGUGAAUUCUCGUGUCAUAUCAGCAAGCAUAGCUGGACGGCAACUCAAGAACCUUAAAGAUCCUGUUAAAAUUACUUUGUUACCAGUUACGAUACCAUCCGAGGACGUGUAUGACAGUACUCAGUGUGUCUAUUGGGAUUUUGAUGCAAAUAAUGGUUAUGGUGAUUGGUCCAGUGAGGGCUGUCAUUUCGAUCAUGUUAAAAACCAACGAGUUGUAUGUCAUUGUUAUCAUCUCACAAACUUUGCAGUUCUCAUGGAUAUGCAAAGAAAACCAAUGGAAUUAAUCCAUAUGUUUGCAUUGGAUGUAAUCAGCAGAGUGGGUUGCCUUAUCUCGGUAGUAGGAUUAUUGAUAACAAUGUGUACAUACAUCGCAUUCAGGAAAUUGAGAAAAACAAGGCCACAGAGAAUUUUGAUAAAUUUGUGUAUUUCCCUGCUCUGUCUACUUAUUGUGUUUCUCUGUGGUAUUGAUCAAUCACAGAGCUACAUUGGUUGUAUCUCGGUGGCUGUACUGUUACAUUAUUUCACCCUGACAACGUUUAUGUGGAUGGCGGUAGAGGCAUUCAAUAUGUACCUAGCUUGUGUUCGUGUCAUGCCAAUCUACAUAAGUCACUUUAUGUUGAAAGUCUCUCUUGUAGCUUGGGGUUUACCAUUGAUUCCUGUUGUGAUAUUGCUUUGCUUAGAUGUGGAUAACUACCAUGUUAGCGAAUAUGACUUUUGUUUCAUGGCGUUGUAUCCUUUCUACUAUGCUUACCUCAUACCAAUAGGGAUUAUCUUGUUCUACAAUAUAUCAGUGUACAUUAUGGUUAUUAAAACACUAUGUCAAAGAUCCAAAGUUACCGCAGUAGACAAACCUCGUCAUCAGAGAAUUGGAUGGCAGAUUCGAAACAGUCUCUGUAUUCUGGUGCUACUAGGUUUGACCUGGACAUUUGGAUUCUUCGCUAUAAGCGAUGCUUCGCUCAUAUUUCAGUACAUGUUCUGCAUCUUCAACUCUCUGCAAGGGUUUUUCAUCUUCGUUUUCUACUGCCUUGACCAAAAGGAUGUGAGAGAUCAAUGGAAAGCAGCAUGUGCUUGUUGCCACGAUAGACAGAAGAAAAACAAGUACCGCAUCACUGGGUUUGAUCUGAUUUACCACAAUCCAACUUACUCUGGUUCUCAUAGGAGUAGUUUUACAUCAACAAAACAGUUUACUAUCUCUCAGCAAGGGAUUCUGUCUGUCACAGAAUAUCCCCGAUGA
Messenger RNA from Saccoglossus kowalevskii, 4491 nucleotides. RefSeq lists its product as uncharacterized. Gene Ontology annotation, molecular function: G protein-coupled receptor activity. NCBI's taxonomy places the organism in Eukaryota, Metazoa, Hemichordata, Enteropneusta, Harrimaniidae. Gene Ontology annotation, cellular component: membrane. Gene Ontology annotation, biological process: cell surface receptor signaling pathway; G protein-coupled receptor signaling pathway. The record is from RefSeq and is a predicted model, not a curated record.